UUGGUUUGGGUAAAAUCAUCGAACGCCUACAGUGAUACAUUUGGUAAAUAACUAGGCUCCUGGUUCCUAGCCUCAGAUAAGGUGGCUUUUCAGUUUCCUCUGCAAAACAGCCAAUAUUUCCGUAUGCGUAUGCAGUGUUGUUUCAUUGGGAAAUAAGAUUAAUUUCCUACAAGUAAGAGUUUCAUAUCAUCAAAACAUCCUGACUGAGUGUAACAUGUUGCUAGUGGCCUUGUUAUUUGAUGAUAUAAUGAUACUAUUUGAUAUAACUUGUAUACUAGAAGUACAUAUCAAGCUCUGCACUGAAGAGAUAUCACAUUUAUACCUGUUCUAGCGGAUUCCAUUCUACAGAAAGAAAAAAGAUACUCUCAUCAAUCGAAUGGGAAUACAAAUUUGAAUUCGAAGUUAUCCAAGUUUAGAACUUUAGAAGCUCAGAACAUAUUUUAAGAAAUAGAAAUUAAAAGGUUCCUGACUGGGCCAAAUCUCUGAAUGGUCACUGGCCAGCAUGAAUAUCAAGAUACUGUGACCUCUCCAUCCAAACUUGUUUCCUAUCGAUAUUCCAACAUUAGUCAGGUAAAAAACCAGCAAAAUAAUAAUGUAUACACGAAUACAUGAGAUAAUUUUAUAUAGCUACAUCUAGAUAUAGAGCAGUAUCACUGUUUAAGCAACAGUUGCAUCACCCAGGCAUAGAUAACAUCUUAAUAUAGAUGGAAUAUUUGUAUCUAGUUUUCUCAGUGCAAUGCUGAGUUUCUGUCACGAGACCAGAGACCAUGAAUAUCUGUUCGUUAAUAUUCUUAUGUAUCGUAUUCUAUGCAGAAUGUAAAUGAUAUGGAACUGUAAUCUGUAUUCUGAAAACUAUAUUUUACCUUGUUAAAUAUCCAAUUUGUUUGUAUUGAUAAUAACUUACUGAAGUUUUCAUGUGAAUCGAAUUUAAGCAAUGAUGUCGAUUACAGAACCGAGUAGAUGCUACUUAUCAUUAUAUAUGAUAUUACAUUUCUUUGUCAAGAUAAUUUCACACUCUUGCUAUUCAACUCGUUUAUUGAACUCGUAAAUUUACGUAAUUACGUACAGAUAUUGCAUAUCAAUUAUGCGCAAAAUUGUAUAAAUGUUUAAUCGAAUUUGGGGUUGUAACAAUUUGGUGUUGGCAAAUGGUACGCAUAAUUUUCGAUUAAUCAAUGUGCUUAUGAGUAUCGAGUAUGAAUGUGCUGAUAACACAUCCAUAUGAAUUCGUCACGGUGUAAACACACAUGUAGACAUGAUCUGAUACACACAAACUUAAUCCUCGGUCUUAACUACAUUACAAACAAUGCAAUACUCUAAUUUAAUGAAGCUAUAAUACUCAGCAAUCCUUAUAAAAAUGCGCUUACAAGAAGAACAGCACUCCUUCAUCUACGUCCAGAAAAUUACCAUGUGUUCAUUUAUGGACCGGUGCUGUUUUAAGACACAAUAUAACAGUAUAUAACUAUAAGCACUGCAUAUGUAAUCGAAAUUCUAUAUCAUUUAACGAUAUCACGGAAGUGUACUAUUUGCUGAAGCUUGUAAGUUACUAAGCUGGUUACUAAGCUGGUUACUACCCAGUAGCUACCUGAUAACAGCAAGGAACUAACAUAGCGCUAUUUAGUGCUAUUUAGUGCUAUUUAGUGCACUAUUUAUAUUGCUUUUAACAUAGCGCUAUUUAGCUCAAGACAUGUCCGACACCCAAUCUCGAGACCGUGGUCGCCGCAGUGAUGUUGAUAACCGUGGAGAACGUGGCAGUGAUUCACGCGAAGAGCGCAAACGCCCCUGGAGGAGCGAGGCAGGCGACAGAGACGGAAGAGAGGAUCGGGGUUUCAAGCAAAUGAAGCCAGGAGCAAUCGGAAUGAAGGUUCUGGUACCUAACUCUCUUGUGGGAGCAAUCAUAGGCAAGGGAGGCGAAGAAAUGAAGAAACUAAAAGAAGAAAGCAGUUGUUUCAUCAGACUCUCUCAGAACGACAAAUAUUUCCCAAACACCAACGAGAGACCUUGCUACAUUGAGGGUGUCCCAGAGGACAUUGUCAAAGCUAUACAGACCAUUCAGGAGAAGUUAGCCAACGAUAACCCCAGACGAGGUCCGAGUAUAGACGAGACAAGAAAGAAGCAGUGUAAAAUAGUAGUGGGAGCUAACGCAGCAGGAAAGUGUAUCGGUAAAGGUGGUGAGAACGUGAAACGGCUGAAGAGCGAGUUUAGUGUUUGGAUCAAAGUUAUGGGCAGAGACGACUCUAUCCCUGGGUUAGAGGAGAGGACCAUCACGGUGUCUGGAGACAACGACAACACUCUCAAAGCUAUCAAGGAUAUCCUGGAGAUGUCAGUGCAACUGAACAAUGGUGGAACUGACAAGAACUUAGACUACGACAACUUCAUGAGUGGCGCACCUGCUGCUGCUCCAGCUGGUAACCAAGGUGGUUAUAACCAGGGUGGUGGUUAUCAGAACAACCAGGGUAACUUCAACAACCAGGGCGGCGGCCAAGGAGGGUACAACAAUCAGAUGGGAGGAGGAGGAACAUACGGAGCUAGAGCUGGAAGUCAGGGCGCUCCAGCCCCUAACGUAGCACCAGUCGGCAGAUCUGGCAGUCAGGGUCCUCCUGGCCCAGUCAACAACAUGGGCGGCUUCAACAACAUGGGUGGACCUGGCCCUAACAACAUGGGUGGACCCGGACCCAACAACAACAUGGGAGGACCUGGCCCCAAUGCCCCAAUUGGUGGACCUGGACCUAACAUGGGUGGAAACAUGGGAGGAAACUUCAACAACCCUACUCCGCCUGUGCAACAAUACGGUAGCAACGCAGCAACUCAACAGUUUGGUCAGCCCGGACAAUUCCAAGGCAACAUUCAGCAGUAUCCCAACAACAACAGCAGCAAUCCCAGCAAUAUCCCAAUUCAGCAAUACCCAGGCAGUGACAGUCAGAGUAGUGGCUAUGGAAGCAACCCCGGCACUGGUGGUGGUGGUUACAAUAACCCCAACCAAGGAGGUGGAUAUAACCAGGGCAGUCAAGGUGGAUACAACCAAGGUGGACAAGGCGGCUACAAUCAGACACCAGCUAGUGGUAAUCCAGGCCAAGGUGGAUAUAACCAAGGGUACAACCAGGGUGGUAGUGGAGGAAGUGGUGGUGGUUACCAGGGUGGUAGCCAAGGUGGAUUCCAAGGUGGAAACCAAAGUGCACCUUAUCAGGGUGGCAAUCAGAGAGGUGGUUUCCAGCCAAGUGACAGCCAAGGCGGAGGUUACCAAGGAGGCAACUUACAGGGUGGUCGUGGCGGUUUCCAGAGUAGUCGUGGAGGGAACCAAGGCGGUGGAAGAGGUGGAUUCAACAGCCGCGGAGCUGGAGGUAGAGGUGGUGCCCCAAGUGGUGGUGCUGGUGGAGACCGUGGUAACGCUAGAGGAAGAGGGGGAAGCCGUGGACGAGGUGGACCAAGAAAUUAACUGUGACUUUAAAAACAAAAACACCCUCAUAACACAUAAAACACUUGACUGAACAUGAGGGACUUGUUGUUGAAAUGUACCUUUUAUUGGUUACCAGCCUUAAGUCUUUUAAUGACGAUGUUACUUGAUACAUAUUUGUUUGAAUGUUAAGAUUUAUGAUAGCAGCUGAUUUACCCACCAACCCACUAAUGUAAGCCCACGUGCUGCUAGGUCACGUGUUAGUCCACGUGCUGCUUGAGUGCUUGACAAUGUUUACAUUUCAUGGAAAGGUGCACUUUUGAGUUCUGCUUUCUCACAGAGCUGCUUUCCGAUCAUCUGCCUGAAUCACAUAUAUUUGUUUAAGUGUCGACUGCCGAAGAUAUUAUUUAUAAUUUUACAGUAAUAAACUGUAUUUAAUUUUCAAUAUAAUCCGUAUUGAUAAUUUUAAAAACAGCAGUUUAUUUUUAUAUAUAAA
Messenger RNA from Bolinopsis microptera, 3887 nucleotides. RefSeq lists its product as uncharacterized. Gene Ontology annotation, cellular component: cytoplasm; nucleus. The record is from RefSeq and is a predicted model, not a curated record. Bases 1685 to 3433 code for a protein of 582 amino acids. The transcript is spliced from 6 exons. Gene Ontology annotation, biological process: mRNA splicing, via spliceosome; regulation of alternative mRNA splicing, via spliceosome. Gene Ontology annotation, molecular function: mRNA binding. NCBI's taxonomy places the organism in Eukaryota, Metazoa, Ctenophora, Tentaculata, Lobata, Bolinopsidae.